ACCUUCGUGGAUGCGCUGCGGGACCUGGACGAUGCCCUCUCCAUGUGUUUCCUCUUCUCCACCUUCCCCCGCACGGGCAAGUGCCACGUCCAGACCAUCCAGCUCUGCCGGCGCUUGGCUGUGGAGUUCCUCAACUACGUCAUCGCCUCCCGCUCCCUGCGCAAGGUCUUCCUCUCCAUCAAGGGCAUCUACUACCAGGCCGAGGUGCUGGGGCAACCCGUCACCUGGAUCACCCCGUACGCUUUCGCCCACGACCACCCCACAGACGUGGAUUAUCGCGUGAUGGCCACUUUCACCGAGUUUUACACCACCUUGCUGGGCUUCGUCAACUUUCGCCUCUACCACUCCCUCAACCUGCUCUACCCUCCCAAGAUCGAUGGCCAGGCUGAUGCUGAGCUGAAGCCCAUGGAGGGCAAGGAGUACGCCAUGGAUUCGGAGAGCUACUUGGAGAAACUGUCAGCUCUGAGUGCCAGCCUGGCACGAGUUGUGGCACCGACCCACGAGGACGAGGUGGAGAUGGAUGAGUUCCCAGUGGAGGGGGAGACAGCGGAGCAGAUGGACGUACGGAAGAAGGAGCAGGAGGCCCUGGAGAAGCACAAGAAGCUGUUUGAAGGGCUGCGCUUCUUCCUCAACAGGGAGGUGCCUCGAGAGCCGCUGGCCUUCGUCAUCCGAUGUUUCGGUGGCCAGGUCUCCUGGGACAAGUCCCUGUGCAUCGGUGCCACCUACGAUGUGAGCGACCCUUCCAUCACCCACCAGAUCGUUGACCGGCCCCAGGUGGAGAAGCAGGUUGUCGGCAGGUACUACCUGCAGCCUCAGUGGGUCUUUGACUCGGUCAAUGCCAAGCUGUGUCUCCCUGUGGCCGAGUACUUCCCCGGCGUGCUGCUGCCCCCACACCUCUCGCCCUUCGUGACGGAGCAGGAAGGAGACUACGUGCCCCCCGAGAAGCUGAAGCUGCUGGCCAUGCAGAGGGGCGAGAACCCAGAUGAAGAGAGUGAGGAGGAAGAUGAAGAAGAGGAGGAAGAGGAGGACGACAAUGACAAAGAGGAGGAGGAGGAGGAAGAUGAGUCCGAAAAGGAAGAGGAGAUGAAAUUGAAGAAGAUGGAAGAACAGAAGACUCAGAGCAACAAGGCGCUUCCCGUGAAGGUGACGGCCGGCAAGGUGCGGCUGGAGGACAGGCAGCGCCUGGAGCAGGAGCAGCAGAGUGAGGAGAAGCGCCUGGCCAUCAUGAUGAUGAAGAAAAGGGAGAAAUACCUCUACAAGAAGAUCAUGUUUGGCAAGAAACGCAAAGUCCGGGAGGCGAACAAACUCGCUGCGAAGAGAAAAGCCCAUGACAGCACCGUCAAAGAGGAGAAAAAGAAAAGCAAGAAGGCACGACGAGCGUGA
Apaloderma vittatum (bar-tailed trogon) is the source of this 1383-nucleotide messenger RNA. It is a transcript of the gene PES1, whose product is annotated as pescadillo ribosomal biogenesis factor 1. Bases 43 to 1383 code for a protein of 446 amino acids. Gene Ontology annotation, molecular function: RNA binding. Gene Ontology annotation, cellular component: nucleolus; PeBoW complex. NCBI's taxonomy places the organism in Eukaryota, Metazoa, Chordata, Aves, Trogoniformes, Trogonidae. Gene Ontology annotation, biological process: maturation of LSU-rRNA from tricistronic rRNA transcript (SSU-rRNA, 5.8S rRNA, LSU-rRNA); ribosome biogenesis. The transcript is spliced from 11 exons. The record is from RefSeq and is a predicted model, not a curated record.